UCGUCUCAGGCAUAUCCUUGGACACCAUUGAAGACUCCUUUGAUCAAAAAUCAAUGAAAAGGAAAAACGGGAACGAAGAUGAAUCCGGAAGUUCGUCACUUUCCUCAGACAAAGGCUCCCAAGAAUCGAGAGAGCCUUGUGAGAUAUGUGGGAGUGUUGGCAUUGCGGGUUUGAUGAUGAUAUGCUUCAAGUGCAGAGAAACACGAGAGCAUACUUAUUGCACAAGGGUGUUUUUACCAUCUGUCCCUCCUAUUUGGCUAUGUGAAGUGUGCCGGUUUUCAUCUCGCAUAUUGCUCAUAUCUGAUGUUGCUGGGGAUCUAAUGGAUUCAGAAACCACUGUUGCUGAUUGUUCCUCAGAUCCAAAGAACUCUAACAGAUCCGGAGUAGAAGAUCACGAAACCACUACAUUAAGAACUAAUGCUAUGGAAGAAGCUGUAGAUGCAGAAAUUUCUUUGCCAGUAAUCCUUCAGGCAUUGACAAGCGACUCUAGAUAUGAAAUCUCUGCAAAUGUCAGCCCAGUGAGUCAUCUACCCCUACAGCCACCUACAAGUCCACUAGCUAAAGAAACUUCCUCAAUAUUCAAUGACACAUCUCAAAUCAAGGAGCAGCACCAACCAUCUCGGGCCUUUCCUAAAAAAACUAGGACGAUUCGGGUUUUGAGCAAACACCUUGCACAACCACAUCAGACUCGGAUCUCUUCUCUGGAUCAAUCUUUAACAGAAAUGCCUCACCAAAGUGUAAACCAAGAACGCUUCAGCUGAUGGGUACAGAAGAAAAGAUCAGUAAAGAGGUCAUAUUUUGUGUGUAUAUUUUAUCAAUUUGAUUGGGAUACAGUUUUUUUUCCUUGGAUCACAAGUUACUUUCAAAUAGUGAGAAUGCACUUCU
Messenger RNA from Eutrema salsugineum, 885 nucleotides. RefSeq lists its product as uncharacterized. The record is from RefSeq and is a predicted model, not a curated record. Lineage: Eukaryota; Viridiplantae; Streptophyta; Magnoliopsida; Brassicales; Brassicaceae. The transcript has 5 exons. The coding region runs from base 54 to 761 and encodes 235 amino acids.